Messenger RNA from Eufriesea mexicana, 6228 nucleotides. RefSeq lists its product as uncharacterized. The coding region runs from base 1 to 6228 and encodes 2075 amino acids. The record is from RefSeq and is a predicted model, not a curated record. The transcript has 2 exons. NCBI's taxonomy places the organism in Eukaryota, Metazoa, Arthropoda, Insecta, Hymenoptera, Apidae.
AUGUCAUUAACAUUGCAAAAUAUAGAACUGAAAGGUUCUAAAAUGACAGAUCAAAAAUUGAUAAGGAAUAAGUCUUAUACAUUAAGAAAAAGAUUUAAAAAUAACAAUUUGAUACAAUUGUCAGAUAAAAAAACUAAAUUACGAGUUUUGUGUGAAUCUUUAUGUAAACCAGUUUCUGUAAAUAUUAUAAAAUUAUCAAUACCAGAAAUAAAAAAGUGGUAUGAAAAAAAACCAUAUAUAACUGAAAUAAAAGAUGAAUUAAUACAAAAAAAAGAACUAAAAUAUAGGAAAAACAGGACUAAGAAAGACAUUAAAGCGAUUAAAUCUGAACAUCAGCUUCCUCAUCUGACUAAUUUUGAAAACAAAAUAAAACCUCGAAGAGUAUUACUUCACAAGAAGACAAAAAUUAAGAAUAAAAAGUUACUUGUAAAAGACAUAUUAAAGAAUAUUAAGCAGCCAUACAUAAAAUUACAUAGAAUAGAUGAAGUAAUCAAUAAAAUAGCACAGUCAUUUGCAAAAACAACUCCAAUUAAAGAAUAUGAAACAAGUGCUCAAACAGAAUGCAUGAAAGAAAUGCAAAUCAAAUUAAAUGUAUCUGCACCAGAACAAUUGGAAUUAUCAUCAUUAAAUAUUAAUAGAGAUAAAUAUUUGGAAAAUCAUGAAACUGAACCUAUAGUAACUAACUCUGAUACAAAUGAAAUUCAACAGUCAAAUAAGCAUGUUGAAAAUGGUAAUGAUAUUUAUGAUUCUGAUUCUGAUUCUGAUUUUGAACUUCCUGUGAGAAAUAGUAUGAGAUGUCUCAAAAGAGCACGUAUAUAUAAUGUUGAUGAUAGUGAUGAUGAUAAACAUUACAAUAAUACAAAUAAUGGUUCACAUGAAAUAAGAUUAGAUAAAGUAAAGAGAUUAAGAAUAAAUUCACUAGAAAAAACUAUGAAAAUUAGUAUAAGUCAAGAUCAUAGUUCUAUUGAGCCACAAUAUACAGAUGAUAGUCAAAAGUUAAAAAUGGAAUCGUCCACAGAGUUAAAUAUUUCUAAUGAAUUAUGUAAUUCUUCGGGCAAAAAAGAUUUAAAUAUUAAUGAAUAUGAAAGUGUGUUACAGCAGGAACCAAGUAUACCAGAAAAUAUACCUAUAACGAAGAAUCGUGAUAAUGAUGAUAUAGUUAAAAAUGUUGAAGAAGAUAAUACUUCUAAUUGUGUGUCUUCAGAAUUAAAUUUUGUAUAUUUUACAAAUGAUAACAUUUGCAUAAAUGAUAAUUUUGUUGCAAUAGAGGAACCAAUUCUGGAAAACAAAAAUAUUCAAGAAUCGAUACAAAAAUCAUUUAUUUCUGAUAAAGAUCUUAUUCAAAAAUACAAUCUUUUUAAGGAGUUAAAAGUCAUUUUAAUAAAAUUUGAUUCUUUGAAAAAUUUCAAUAAUGAAUACUCAGCUACAGAAAUUGAGCAAAUAAUGGACAUAUAUAUAAAUUCUUUAACAAAUUUUAAUCUUUCAAAAGUUCAAGUACAUAAAAGAUCUCUAGAUGAGAUAUCAUCUACUUCAAGCUCUCUAAAAGUUAAUUUUGAGGAAGAUGUACAAUCUACAGAAUAUGAUUUAAACUCAACAAUAUUUGAAACUCCAAACAAAAAUGCAAUUCAUGCAGUUGCAGAAGAGACACAAAACAUGAUUGAACCCAUAUCAGCUCUUUUAGAGAAUUCUUCUCAAAAUGUAAUAAAAAAUAUGGAGCUACAGCCAAAGAAAAUGUCAAAAACUCAAAAAGCAUGUCAUAAUUUAACAGAACAUUUUGAGGAUAACUCUCAAAAGAGAUUUAAACAAAAUAUUAUUGGCGAUUUAGAACAGAAAUCGAUUGUUUCAACUAUUGUUACCAAUUGUGCAUUAUUGUCUUCGUCACAAAAGUCUACCAAGAAAAUUUCUUCUAUAUUAUCAAAUAUCAAUGGAAAUACUAUUGACAUAGAAAAAUCAGCAAAUACAUUGCACACAAGAUCCGUGAUAGAAUCCAUAAAUGAAAUGUCUUCCUUAAAUAAAGAGAUAGAAUCUUCUUCACAUAAAAAGGAUUUUACAGCAUUAAUUACCAAUGUAAAAUCUCCAGAGAAAAUGAAAGUUAAUACACUUAAUGUUAUCAAUUUUAAACCUUAUCCUUCAAAUGAAAAUAAAAAACUUCUUGCUUCAGGGAUAAAGACAUUUGUAUCCAAAACUUUUAAAAAGACUGCAAAUAUUACGCAUCCUAAAAAAACUACAAACAAAACUGCUUCAACUUGUUAUUCUUCCAUAAUAUCUCCAACAAAACAUAAAAAAUUUAUGGAUAAAAAAGAUUCUAGAGAUACUACUUAUAAAUGUAUUGUUUGUGAUCUUUGUUUUGAAGAUUAUUCUGAUCUACAGCCACAUCUAAUUACACAUACACAAAAGCAAAGUAAUACUUUAAUAUGUUCUUCAAAAAAUUUUAACAAAUCAUCCGAUAAAUUUGAAGAAACGAUACUUUGUUCUUCAGAAGCAAAGAUAUCAGGACCAUCACAAACACUGGAGCAAAAUAGUAUAGAACAUUUUAAUCCAUCAAAAACUGUCAUUGGUGAAGGUAAUAAACAGGAAAAGAAAAAAGAUGUAUCAAAACGUUUAUUGAAUAAAGAGAAAAAGAAGAAAAGGAUUCAGAGUGUUAGUAAUUCAAAUGAAUGUAGUAUUUGUUUAAAAGUCUUUCCAACAAAACCAGAUCUUGCAGCUCAUAUUUAUUUGCAUACAGAGAGAGAAUUGCAAGAAGCAUACAAACUUGCGAAACAAAAGUUGAAUGAAAGUGGAAAUAGCACUGUAGAUAACACAAUUCAUAUAAAUGAAAAGACUCAAAAAGUUAAUGAUAAGGAAGAAUUGUUGCAUAUACAGAAAUCAAAUAAGCCAUUAAUUACAAAAGAUUCUGAAAUUCGAGAUAGAGAAUCUAAUACCGUGAAUGAAAACGAUUUACAAAGUGUAGAAUUAUGUUCAUCAUUAAAAUCAGAUAAAGAAAAAACAAAUAAAAUAGGAAGCAGUAAAAAAUCGUUCACGAUAUGCGAGUGUCACAAUAAACCAGGAACUAAUGAAAAUUGCUUGCAAAUCGAAAUAGUUCUUCUUUGUCAUACUUGUAGAGUAUUAUUUAGAAGCAUGGAAUGUUUUGAGAAUCAUUGUCGUCUUCCUGAUCACGGAAAAUGUAAUCAGAAUCGCUUUUGCAGCGGCCGUUCGCCAAAUUUAUUUUGUGCUACUUGUGGUAUGAUAUUUAGUUCAGUCCAAGAUGUGCGUCAUCAUUUAGAAAUACAUGCUCGUUUUAAAAAAAAUUGUAGAAUAGAUUUUCGAUGUAAUAUCUGCAAAGUUAUAUUUCUUGGAAUAGGAACACUUUUUUAUAUUCAUUGGACAAAACAUGCAAGGGAUCCUUUCUGGGUAGCUAAUGAACUUUCAUUUCCAAAAUAUUCUGUAAUAAAUACCAAAUUGAGAAAAAUAGACAAUUUAUCUACGCAUAAUGCAGUAACUUCAACUAUAUCUAUGGAAGAAUACAUUCAAGUAGCAGAAAACGUUUGUUAUAAUUGUAAACUACCUUUCGUUACUACAGAUGAUCUAAAAAAACACGUUCGAAGAUGUAAUGGAAUUAAGUCAGAUCAAGAUACAGUUGUUGUAGAAAACUCAAGUACUAGCAUUCAGUCACAUCUGACAAUCAAAAUAACUUGUAGUUUAUGCAAUGAUACUUUUACUAAAAGAACAGAGUUUUAUAAACACAUAAAGGAUAAACAUAAUUGUAAUAGUGAUCCUCAAUUUGUUUGUAUAUCAUUCACAGCUGCCAAGGUGGUAUUUAUUUGUAGUAUUUGCAUGGCAAUAGCUGAAAAUUUGGAUGAUUUUGAGAAUCAUUGGUUAAAACAUAAUAUAACACAUGUAUGUUUUGUUUGUUCACAAUGCAGUAAAACAUAUCGCAAUAAUUUAAAUUCUUUCAUAGAACAUGGAAAAGAACAUAAAACUAAAAGCGAUGUACUGAAUUGUAUAGUAAAUUAUGAGAAAACAAAAUACAUUUGUAAUUUUUGUAACAUUGGUUUUGAUUCUUCUAAAAGUAUGCGUGAGCACAAUAUCAUUCAUAAGUUAAAUAAUCAACAGACAAAUUCUAAGGCCGAUGAAGUUACAAAUAAUGCUAGUUCUGCAUCGGACUCAGAGGUAGAUUGUGUUUCUAGUUUCAUAGCAACAAAAGAACUGUCUGUUGAGAAACAGCCAUCAGAAUCAUUACACACGGAGACUCAAGUAACAGAAAAAAUAAAUGAAGGUUCUUUAACAAGAUCUAAUACAGAUAGUGAUAAAGAGAAAUUAAUCAAGAUAUUAGAAGGAAGCGAAGAUGAUUCUGAACAUGAAUUGAUAAUAGAUUUGACAAAACACUCAGAAGAAUGUAUUGAACCACUAAGAGGAGAAGAAAAUAAGGAAAGACAAACUUCAUUUAAUAUCAAAUUAGAUACAUCUUCCACCACACAAACUUGUGUAAUAUCAAAAAAUAAUAUAACUAAUAGAUUGGAAAAAGAUAUAAAUAUUCGAUCAUCACCACAGAAUGAUGCAAUUUCAGAAAAUUCACAGAAUAUUAUGCCAAUUGCAACAAGUUCUUUUACUUCUAAAAACGUAAUUCCUUUAGUAUCAUCUCAAGAUACUAAUUUAAAUCCUCAAAUGUCUAAUCCAAAUAUUAAAUUGACAAAUGUUUCACAAAAUUUGCAUGCAUUUAGGAAUAAUGUUAGUAAUAAUAAUUUACUUGAAACAGAAGCAAAAUCAAAAAGUGAUAGAUUAGUUAUGGAAAAUGUAGAAAGUAUACAGAAUAAAGUUUAUGACACAGAUUCAUCAUCAGUAAAUCAAGAAGAAUCAUCAAUUCCAAGGAUUUUACCAUCAGGAAAAAAGCAAAGUUUACUAAAACCAAAAUCAGGAUUUUUAAGAGUAAAAACUCUUGCAGAACUUUGUGGUUGUACUGUUGAAGAUACUGAUAAUUUAAUAGAACAUCCUAAGAGCGAUGAUGGCUUGAUUAAAAAUGGUAAGAAGCACAAAAUUAUUGAAAAAGAAUUAUUUCCAAAACAACCUGCAGACUCCAUUCCAGGGAUAAAUAAGUUUGGAGAAUCAUCGUCAUAUGAAAAAUCAAUACCUUCUCAAUCAAAUACAUUGCCAUUAUCUUCAUCUAAUGUAAUUUAUCGAAAGUUGCUACCGAAGCUACCAUCUACUACUAACAUAAUAAAUAGUCAACAAUUGCAGCAAUUACAAACAAAUAUGACUCAAAACAAACAUUCAUCUCCUUCGCAAAUUAUAACAUCGGCAUAUCAUAAAAAUUUACCAGCGUGUAAUAUUGUUCGAACAACUACAGCUAUACCACGUUCAGCUACACUCAAGAAUGAUAUUACAUCUAUCAAAGUAAUAGCAAAUACUGCCAAUGUAUCGAAUGCACAGAAAGUACGUAUUGCAUCUGGUUCUGAAAAUAAAUCACUGACUUCUUUCGUUAAUUCGAUAAAUCUAAAUGAUCCAUAUAAAUAUAAAUGUAAGUUCUGUAAUUUUCGUUCAAACGAUAUAGCAGAAUGUUUGAUGCACAAUUUACCGGGUACUAACACCCAAUGUGGGCAUAAUAAUCAAAGACUUGACAACGAGAAUUUACAAACAGUGACCACAACUAAUAUCCUCCCAAAUAAUCCGAAUCGUAAACAAUAUCAACAAACUAUUACGAAUCAAUCAGGAAUUAAGUGUGCUUCUUCGCCUAUUAUCAGUUAUCAGUAUCCUUAUCUUGCUGCUGGUAGUUCAAAUAGUAAUAGUAAUACUGAAGUGCUUAAACAAAAUCAGCAAAUAACAACCAACCAACAAAUAGCAGGAAGUGCUUCUUCCUCUAUUUAUUAUAAAAAUCCGAAUCAUUCUACUGGUGGAAUGUCAAUAGUAAUUAAUCAAACAGCACCUCCUGUACAGAACAUACCUACCAUAGGAAUUAUGCAGCAACCAGCACAACAACAAAUAUAUCAACCACAGAAUUUAAUCAAUAUUUCUGGAACAAAUGAUGUUUACCAAAUAGCAAACAAUCAACACGAUAUAUCAAACAGACAGCCAACAAUUACAAGUUACGAAGUUAGAUUUGCAUGUUCUUCUUGUUCGCAGAUAUUUGUCUCUGAAAAUUUGUUGCAAAUGCAUAUAAAAAAUGCACACGAUUUUGUAUGCGAUAUUUGCAAUUUGCGUUUCUAUAAUUUUAAUGAUUUCAAUCUUCACAAAGUUGAACACAAUUUAGUUUGA